CAUAUAAAACCAUGAUAAAACUUUAAUUAAAAUGUAGAUAUAAUCGAAUCGAAUAAAAAACUGUUUCUUAAUAUGUCACUAAUAUGAAAUGAUAAAACAAUAAAUUGCAAUAUUAUAAUUAUAAAUAAUUAAAAAAAAUAUUGUUUACAUAUUAUUAUAUUCAUUAAUCUUAACCCUAUCAAUUGAUAUGUAAAACGUGCAGAAUUCACUUUCAUUGAUAGUGAUAAUAUAAAAGUUCAAAUGAUCGCAUUAUGUAAUUCCUCGUUACAUACUUUGCACACGACUCCCAUAUUUCUGGACGUGUAUACGUACAAAAUGACGUGACGAGUUAGUUCAUGAGUGUGGGAGCGGAUCCAUUGGUGUGCACGUGACUGAAUCUCGAAUAUAUGUCUAUGUCGUAUAGUCGGUGCAUAAGUUGUGGUAUUGGUUGGCUGUCUAGUAAGCUAGUUGGCCGUCCAAUUAUUUAAACAUCAUCCGCGCAGUCGCGCGAGUCUGUCUCAAUGCUUAACCAUCGGUUGUGUACCGGCAUUCAGCAAGUAAAGAUUAUCAGUACUAGUCAGUGGUCUCUUGAUCAGUGAUAUUGCCUGACGCUGCCUCUGUCAGCAGUCUGUCGGACGUAUCGAUAGAGUACACGAUGUUAAGUAUAUUUGAACCACUUCUCGACAUUCCGGUUGUCUACUACGGGGCGCUGCUGGGCGUUGGAUUCUGUAUCUAUUAUCUUUUUGAAGUAGUUAAAACACCGAUGCUAGUAUGCGCAAAUGGACCAUUCCGAGAGUUUUUAGAAGAACAUGUACCUUUGGUGAGGAAUAAAUUUUGGCCAACCUUAUGGUGUUUCGAAUCAAGGGCACAAACAAUUAUAGCCAGCAUUCUUAGAUCUCGAAUCUUGCCACCAAUUCACUAUCGCAGAGAGAUUCUGACCUUGUCAGAUGGAGGUGAAGUGGCCUUGGAUUGGGCAGAAGAGGGAUGUUCUGCUGUUUCGCCAAUUGUGAUUAUUUUGCCAGGACUCACUGGUGCAAGUCAAGCGGAAUAUAUUAAGUGCCUUGUCUCAUCCGCGAAAAAAGUUGGAAUACGAUGCGUAAUCUUCAAUAACAGAGGGUUAGGAGGCGUAGAAUUGAAGACUCCACGAACAUAUUGUGCUGCAAAUAGUGAUGAUUUAACAGAGGUUGUUGACUAUGUAAAGAAGAUUCAUCCCAAUGUACUUCUUGGAGCGACGGGAAUCUCAAUGGGAGGAUUAAUUUUAGGCAAUUAUUUAGCACGACAAGGAAAAAUAGCCAAAAAUAAAUUGAAAGGAUGUUUCUUGAUUUCUGUGCCAUGGAACGUAUUUGCCGCGACAAAGAGCACAGAAGAGAAUUAUUUUAACUUGAUUUUAAAUAAAUAUUUAGCCUUUUCACUUCGUCAACAAGUAAAACGCUUGCAUUAUUCUUCGGAAAGUGGAAUGUUCGAUGUUGACAUUGAUUCUCUUCUUAAAAGUCAAACUGUAAGAGAAUUUGAUUCACAAUUUACGGUGAAACAAUUCGGCUAUAAAGAUGUAGAGGAUUAUUAUUCCAACGCAACUAUACAUGAUAAAUUACAUUUGAUUGACGUACCAUUAUUGUGUCUUAGUGCUGCGGAUGAUCCAUUUCAACCAGUUCAAGCCAUACCACUGAAGGAAAUAUCACAAACUAAAAAAGUAGCUGUUGUUGUAACAUCUCGUGGCGGACAUAUUGGUUUCAUGGAGGGUAUGUGGCCGGUAAAAGAAGAACAAUAUAUGGGUAAAUUAUUUUCACAGUUUUUUACCGCCCUAUUCACUACUAAUUUAGAGCAUCAAUUAUUGUGACGAACUUAUAAACUAAAUAUCAAAUACAUUCACAAAUAUCAAAUAUCAAAUAUUUCGUUUACAUUCGAGUAUUGUAUAAAAAUUAUCACGUGCCAUAAUUGAAGAUUGGACAUGGAAAAGGUUAUGAGUAAAAUAUAUUAUAUUAUGAUGAAACUGAUUCAUCUUUUAUAAUAUAAAACUUUUUUUUAUGUUAAUAAAUAAUAUUUUUAUUUAUUGAAAUAAAGAUAUCAAAAUUUA
Apis dorsata (giant honeybee) is the source of this 2053-nucleotide messenger RNA. RefSeq names its product phospholipase ABHD3 (gene Hydr1). The transcript is spliced from 7 exons. Gene Ontology annotation, biological process: medium-chain fatty acid biosynthetic process; medium-chain fatty acid catabolic process. NCBI's taxonomy places the organism in Eukaryota, Metazoa, Arthropoda, Insecta, Hymenoptera, Apidae. Gene Ontology annotation, molecular function: acetylesterase activity; monoacylglycerol lipase activity. Bases 635 to 1816 code for a protein of 393 amino acids. The record is from RefSeq and is a predicted model, not a curated record.